GUUUUUCUUUUCUAAUGUUACUCUCUAAACCAGAAUAUACAUGUUCAUUUUGUUUUCCAAUGCUUAUAUAGCCCAUUGAAAAUUUCAUCAAAGCUUAUUCACAUUGUACUGAAUGGCAGUAAUAUAGAGAACCUAUAACGCAUGUAGAUUUGCUAUGAAAUUCUGAAAGUUCGAGGAUACAACACAACUUCCGGUAAAUUGCACAGCAAGCGCAAAACAACACACGUGCUUUAAAGUAAAGGUUUGGAGAUGGCAAACUGAGCUGACAGUGACAGAUAACGGAAAAGACUGAUUAGACAUGACAACAGCCGCUCGUCCAACUUUUGAGCCUGCCAGAGGAGGGCGGGGGAAAAAUGAAGGUGAUCUCAGUGCAUUGUCCAAGCAAUAUUCAAGUCGAGAUUUACCGGCUCACACCAAAAUCAAGUACCGACAAGAAGGACAGGGUACGUCUGAUGAACUGAGAGGCCGUGACUUCCGUCGGGAUUUAGAAGAUAGAGAGAGAACUGCCAGGGAAAAACGAGACAGAAACAGAGACUCUAGCAGCAGUAAGAGACCCCGUCUGGAUCAGGUUCCGGCUGCCAACUUGGAUGCUGAUGACCCAGUAGAUGAUGAGGAUGAAGACGACUCGUCUGAUGAUGAAGACGACACAGCUGAAUUAAUGGCCGAACUACAGAAGAUCAAGAAGGAACGAGCCAACGAAAAAGCGAGACUGGAUGCUGAGAAGAAGGUGGAGGAGGAGAGGAUAAGAACAGAGAAUAUUCUGAAGGGGAAUCCACUACUGAACCAACAGGAGAAAUUAGCAACAGAUUUCAAGGUUAAGCGAAGGUGGGAUGAUGACGUGGUGUUUAAGAACUGUGCAAAAGGAGAGGACGAUAAGAAAAAGACUGCGUUUAUUAAUGACACCCUCAGGUCGGAAUUUCACAAAAAAUUCAUGGAGAAGUACAUCAAGUAACAUUCAUUAUAGCAUAAAAAUGAACAGCGAAAAACAGAAUCCAAAACGUGACAUACAGCUUCGUCCUGAUUGGUCACUUGGAAAGCUAGUGACCUCCAGUGUGGUUGGUGGAUGCUUUGUGUGUGUAUCGGACUUCUAACCAUCGUGAUCCAGAAACGGAGCACAUCCAGUUAGCUGCUGCAGACGGGGUACCUCUAAAGUGGAAACUGCAUCCAACACUCCUCUUCUAGGUUUUUAGAGUCUGUUUUAAUUGCAUCAAUAGGAUCUGUAUUGACAAAUAAUGUCUCCACUUCCGAAAUUUUAGAACAGUUGUGAUUUUAGAUUACAUGUUUGAUAAUAGUGUAUAUUGUGAAUGUCAUAUUUCCCACAUCAUGAUAUGUAAACUUCAUUUUUCUUUUCAUAAGUAUUCUUCUUGUAUCAUAAGUUUCAUUUGUCACAAUUACAGAGAUAUUUGAAGUUCAUAUGUUGUAAUAAAAUAAUACACGUAUACUUAAA
This is a messenger RNA of Ostrea edulis (European flat oyster), 1447 nucleotides long. RefSeq names its product spliceosome-associated protein CWC15 homolog. Bases 299 to 952 code for a protein of 217 amino acids. Gene Ontology annotation, biological process: mRNA cis splicing, via spliceosome. Lineage: Eukaryota; Metazoa; Mollusca; Bivalvia; Ostreida; Ostreidae. The record is from RefSeq and is a predicted model, not a curated record. Gene Ontology annotation, cellular component: catalytic step 2 spliceosome. The transcript is spliced from 8 exons. Gene Ontology annotation, molecular function: RNA binding.